This is a messenger RNA of Spodoptera exigua (beet armyworm), 1615 nucleotides long. NCBI's taxonomy places the organism in Eukaryota, Metazoa, Arthropoda, Insecta, Lepidoptera, Noctuidae. The record is from the annotation of a GenBank genome assembly.
AAGUGCCUCUAACUAGGAAAACAAGAGCAUCACACUGCGCGACCCUCAGUCGGGUGCGCGCUAUGCGGGCGGCAGCAAGGUGAAGGCAGCCGUGGCGAGCAUGCCGCACCAGUUCGGCGGGGCGGGCGCGGGCGCGGGUGCGCUGGCCGGCGGCGCCUCGCCGCCUGCGCAGCACGCGGCGCUAUUCCCGCGCUAUGGCGGCGCAGCAGGACCUGGCGCCGGUGCCUACCGUCCAGAAGAACGUCGUCUUACUCGUGAAGCCAUGGAGCGCUAUCUACGCGAUCGCUCUGACAUGGUCGUAGUCAUUCUACACGCGAAGGUGGCUCAGAAAUCUUAUGGAAAUGAAAAAAGAUUCUUCUGUCCGCCACCAUGUAUCUAUCUAUUUGGAGAUGGUUGGCGACUUCGGCGCGAGCGCAUGCUUCGAGAGGGAGAGACUGAGCAGGCAGCACAGCUGUGUGCAUUUAUUGGUAUUGGUAACUCAGACCAGGACAUGCAGCAGCUAGACCUCAACAAUGGCAAGCAGUAUUGUGCCGCUAAGACUCUGUACAUAUCUGACUCUGAUAAAAGAAAGCAUUUUAUGCUGUCAGUGAAGAUGUUCUAUGGUAAUGGGCAUGACAUUGGUAUUUUCAAUAGUAAGAGGAUAAAAGUGAUAUCAAAGCCUUCAAAAAAGAAGCAAUCACUAAAGAAUGCAGAUUUGUGUAUUGCAAGUGGAACAAAGGUAGCUCUGUUUAAUAGGUUGAGGUCACAGACUGUAUCAACACGGUACCUGCAUGUGGAGAAUGGUAACUUCCAUGCAUCCUCCACACAGUGGGGAGCAUUCACAAUACACCUGCUGGAUGACAAUGAGAGUGAAUCUGAAGAGUUUGCUGUGAGAGAUGGAUAUGUUCACUACGGUUCAACAGUGAAACUAGUAUGCUCUGUUACAGGCAUGGCUCUACCCAGAUUAAUAAUUAGAAAGGUGGACAAGCAAAUGGCCUUAUUAGAAGCUGAUGAUCCAGUAUCCCAACUUCACAAGUGUGCAUUUUACAUGAAGGAUACGGAACGCAUGUAUUUGUGCCUAUCACAAGAGAGAAUAAUACAAUUUCAAGCCACACCAUGUCCGAAGGAACCUAAUAAGGAGAUGAUCAAUGAUGGAGCUUGUUGGACUAUUAUAUCUACUGAUAAAGCCGAAUACCAAUUUUAUGAAGGCAUGGGACCUGUAAGGUCUCCUGUAACUCCGGUGCCGCUAGUCCACUCGCUAAAUCUCAAUGGUGGCGGUGACGUGGCGAUGCUAGAGUUGGCUGGUGAUAACUUCACACCGUCACUGCAAGUGUGGUUCGGUGACGUGGAGGCUGAGACGAUGUACCGCUGUGCAGAGUCCAUGUUAUGUGUCGUCCCUGACAUCUCACAGUUCAGGGGACAAUGGCUCUGGGUGCGACAGCCGACACAGGUACCGGUGUCGCUGGUGAGGAACGACGGCAUAAUAUACGCGACGGGGCUGACGUUCACGUACACGCCGGAGCCGGGCCCGCGGCCCGUGUGCGCGCCCGUGGACGACGUGAUGCGGCCCGACACGGCGCCCGGCUGGCACCACGACCACGCCGCGCACCGCCUGCCCGACAACACGCUGCAAUAG